UUUUGGUGAACGGAUUCAAAAUGUUUGACUCGGUGGGAUUGAAUCAGAUCUCCAAUCCUGAUGAGUUCACGUCACGUCAGGGAGCCUCGGCAGUCGCUCAGCAGCCAAAACAUGCGCGUCUUGUUGCUAUGCCAACAUUUGAGAGCUGCCAGAGCUGUGGUGACUUUACCUUUCUCAGCGACCUGCUUUUGUUUUCUUGUUUGAUUUAAAACAAACAAACAAACAAACAAAAUUCACCGUGAGCUCUGUGCUGAGACUUGAGUGAGGACGUGAUUUGUGCAGUGUGUCGACAAUUUUCCAUAAGGCCUCGCAGAGAAUCAUGAAUAUACAGCAUGCAAAAUGCAGAUCAGAGCAUCACAGCAAGCGCAGAGAGGACCUUCUGUACAAACAGCUUCUGAAUAAUGCAAGCCAGAUCCUUUCUUUCUCUGAUGAAGUUAUGGAUGAGAUGGGGGCUAUUUCAUACAGAAAAGCUGACUUUAGCUGGCUUUUCCAAGCCACGGGUCCCUUAGCACCAGGUACCAGAUUAAAGAUAAUAAAGAGGCAUGAGAACAAUGAAAAACCCUGCAACAUCAACUGUUUAACCCAAGAAGAAAGCAGAAUUUCAGUACAGGCUCUUGCGGUGAACACCAAGGAGUCCUCUACAGAGGACUGGGAAGCCCAGAGCAGCAGGGUGCAGGAGUGUGCACAAAAUAAGACGAGUCAACUAUUACAACUGAGAAAACACAGGAUACCAGGUUAUGUGCUCUCUCCGGUAAGCACAGAUGUGCAGAACCGCUUAAAUAAGACAGCAGCCACUUUGACCAGCAAGCACAUUGAGAUCCCACAGGCCCCUCGGCUACAGGAUAUCUUGAAUCCAAGUGCCGGCAGUCAUGUCACAAAGAACGUCUCUGAACAGGAGAUCUUCUCAGCAGGAACUGGUAGAACGGUAAAACCGGAACAGCGAUGGAUGGAUCAGCCCACCAAAAUUGACUCUGCCCUCAAGCAGGGUCUCGGACCUCCGGACUUCAGCGGACAGGAUCCUGAGAUGCCCAAACAGUCUGUGACUGAACUUUCCACACUUCGCUAUGCAGUUGAUCAAUGGAGGAAUGCCUGCAACAUCAAGUUGCCCUUGCAGAGAGUGACCAUUGAGGGCCUAAAAAGGGCUCUUAGUGACCCUAAUUGCCCAGUGCGGCUGGAGGCCAUCAUAACUUGUGCUUUGGGAGCAGUUAAUGGACCACAAGAAGAGCUUGACCCUGGCAAAGCAGGUCAACAUGGUAAGGGAUGCAAACUGAAGGCAGUUCCUCAGGAGCUGCAGGCUCUCAUUGUCUCAGCGCUUGACGACCCAGUGAAGAGAGUUCAGAUGGCUGCUGCAGUGUGCCAGUAUGCCAUGAGGACACCUAACGCACGCGCCAGAGACAUACUACGAAGCACAUUGAAGCAAGACCCUUCGGGCACAGGUGCAGACAGCUGGGUGGCGGCACAGUGCUUGGCGAUAGACGGUGAUACGAGUCAAGCUGUCAUACAGAGACUCUUGUCACAGCACUUUCUCAGAGACGCUCCUUCAGAUCACGAGCAGUCUAUGAUGCUACUCUCCAACAUUAGCAGCAAGACUACACUGGUGCGCUCUCUUCUGGCAGAAGAGUUAAACAGUGCUAACUGGAUAACACGAGUUCAGGCCUGUACUAGCAUUGCACAGCUCAGAAGUCCAAUAAACAAGGAUCUUUGCAACAAACUGAUAUACAUGAUGUGGAACGACUGGAGCGGUGCUGUUCGUCACGCUGCAGCGCUGGCUCUGAGUAAAAUGGAUGCAGCCAGAGAGAUGCACAGUGAGCUGAGUGCAAAGCUGAAGGAGGGUCCGACUGCUUGGCGGAUGGAAGCGCUAAUCUUCAUUGGUCAGCUCAAUAUAAUGACACCCAAGCUACUGCCUACAUUCCUGCGGUGCUUUAAUGAUGACUUUGUGGCUGUGCGCAAACUAGCUUGUUUGACUGCAGCAUCUCUUAUGAUGGAUGACCAGUUGGUCCUGGAUCAGCUUAUUAACCUGAUGCAGAAUGAUCCAUUAUGGGAGGUGAAAGUGGAAGCAAUUGAUGCUUUAGGGCAAAUAGGUUGGAUGAACCCAGCUCUCCAGGAGUUGCUGAUGUGGGCUUUACACCAUGAGGAGGAGCCCAGUGUGCGCAUUGCUGCCUGUAAGGCCCUGAGCACUUUAGAUGCAAAGGGCCCAGAAUUACAGCAUUUUUUACAGGAGCGUAAUGCACUGGAACCCAAUGCUGAUGUGCAGAGGCACAUUGAAAGUCUUCUGAAAAAGCGUGGAUACAGUCUGAAUGGAAACGAAGACAAGAUUCAAGAGAUAAAGCUCCAGGUGGAGCUGUUGUGCACAAAACACAAUAUUACACAGAAAGUGCUCUUGAUGGAAGAGAGGGGAAAGCAGCAAGAGCAAAUAUUAUUGUGCUGAAUUUAUGGUUUCAUUUGUCAUGCUAUAUCAAAUAUUAUAAAGCCAGAAUCAAAUCUUU
This is a messenger RNA of Cyprinus carpio (common carp), 2486 nucleotides long. It is a transcript of the gene heatr4, whose product is annotated as HEAT repeat containing 4. The record is from RefSeq and is a predicted model, not a curated record. The transcript has 15 exons. Gene Ontology annotation, molecular function: oxidoreductase activity. Bases 320 to 2428 code for a protein of 702 amino acids. NCBI's taxonomy places the organism in Eukaryota, Metazoa, Chordata, Actinopteri, Cypriniformes, Cyprinidae.